UUGCUGGUGUUGCUGCUGGCUGGCUGGAUGGGCGCCUCGCUGCUGCUGAGCUGCAGGUAGACACAAGUCUCACGGGUGCAUGCAUGCAUGUCAACCACCACCACCAGAUGAGCCCUGCUACCCGAGGUGACCACUGGCGCACACUGGCACUCCACAUGGGGCUGCUGAGCGGGUGCGGGGGAGCAGCUAGCAGCCCUGCAGGUGGUAGGAACGCCACCGAGGGGCCUACUGGCGCCUUCAGGGGGGGUGGGCGGAAAGAAACCAACUGGGGUUGUCUAGGCAGACCAACCCACCCGGCGCCUUGGGGGGAUGAGGUAUUGGCGGCUGCGGUCACAUGGACGUGUGACUGAUGACUAUGAUGUGUGUUUUGUGCGGCUGAUACCUGCAUGACGUGUGAUGGGCGGUGGCAUUGCUGCGUUACAAACAUGGACAGAGUCGAUGAUGCAUUGGCCACUGCAGACAGGCAGCAUGUGCUGGCGCUGCAGUGCUGCUCUUCUUGGAUGGGCACUUGCAUGGAAGCAGGCAUGUGUAAAUGGGGAGUACGUAACGGCAGAGGGCUGUCAUGAGGCGUGCUGAGGAGGCGGGGGGAGGGCGGUAGGCCGGUAGGCGCAGGAUGGGUCAGGCAGGAAGGCUUGGAUGGUGUCGCAGCGUUCACUAUCGGUACCUGCAGCUUAACAAAUUCCUUGCGGUUGGGGGCCGGUGUGGGUUAGUAUUGCUUGGAACCGCCACUCUCAAGGAAUGUGUCUGGCGGUUAGGAGGUGGUGAAGAAGUCGAGGACAGAAGUGGGCAGUGCUCCGGCUUACUGGCGGUGGUGGUGAUGGCUGCAAGUACCGGUAGGGGCGGGGCGGGCGGCGGGGGGGGGGAGCUAGGGCGAUGUGCUCGUGUGGGGGUAGGACAAGAACGAGAGAUAGCAGGGGGGAGCGUGGGGAGGGCUUUGCCUUCAUGGGGCGCUAGGUGGGGGCCGUCAGGGGUUUUCAGGGGCUUGGACUCUUGACUCUCACUGCGAUCCUGUAAAGGAAGGGUUUGCGACCCACACUUAACUCGCUGGCGGAAAUUGGAUAACUUGAUGGAAGGAACGCGAACAAUCUUGCUUGUGGUGACUGCUGAGUUGAGCGGUAUGGAGCUAUUAGGGAUGGAGAGAGUAGGAGAGGAGUGUGGAUGCAGGUGAGUGUGUUUGUGUUUUUGUUUGAAUGUAGACAAGAUCGGCCUUUUGUGGCAUUUUGCAGUCGGAGUAGCAGUGUCGCCAGCUCUUCCAGUGGGUGCUCUGCAUGGGUGCGGUAGGGUGGCAGGGUGCGCGGCAGGCGAGGAUGGCAAGGAAGACAGCGCUCGUGAAUUGCGCAAAGGUACCUGUAGUCGGUAAACCGAGUGAAGUGUGCUUUCUGUAGUUUGGAUCGUGCCGUAACCAAUCUGGGUCGUGGGCAGGAGUAGGUGCACCAGUUACGCACAACUCUGCGGUGCCGGAUGAAGCCAUCGGAGAGCGGCUUGCACGUGUGACCCCCUCUUUUUUACAGAUGUACUGCAAGACAACUGCUGCCAUACACGUGCCUACCCGCGAUGGGGCGUCGCCCUGGGCCCGAUGUUGCUUGUGUUGCUAUUCCCACACGUACUGAUGGUACGGAAGUCAUCCUCGCUUCAGGCUGCCUUCCUGGCACGCGGAGUCUGGUCUCGCUCUUUCGUCUGGCCCGGCGCCUUAGCCCGGCUCCUCAAAACCCCACCUAGCGUCCGCCAUAGCAUACCGGUGGCGUAUGGGGCUUAGGGAUAUGAAACCCGGCCACCCAUUAGCCACCCCCAGCCCUUAGCACAUGCUUAUCGAUUCACGUCCUCACAACAAUCCAC
Astrephomene gubernaculifera is the source of this 1836-nucleotide messenger RNA. NCBI's taxonomy places the organism in Eukaryota, Viridiplantae, Chlorophyta, Chlorophyceae, Chlamydomonadales, Astrephomenaceae. The record is from the annotation of a GenBank genome assembly.